AUGUCUUCGGCACCUGUCAAGAGGAAAGCAGAAGACAUCCUGGAUGACAAGUUCUUUGCAAUAUGGAACAUGAGUAGGGACGGCGUCCCGGUCAACAAGAUUGCUGCGUACUUCGGCCUGAGCACAGACGAAGUGGUGGCAGGCUUGGGUAAGAGACCCCGUGCCAGUCCUGCCAGCCAGGAGACUGGAAACAUCUCACCGGCGGGUGAGAUUUCCGAGGAAGGUACCGAGUCCCUCGUGAACCGGCUUCUGACUGAUCCGGAAGAGUUUGUGUGCCCCAUCCUGCACACAUUGAUGGAGCAUCCAGUUGUGGCUGAGGACGGCUUCACCUAUGAGCACUCCGCCAUCCUGGAGGCCCUGCAGCGUCGUGGCUUCAGCCCUACAACCAACACCCCCAUCGGGAACAAGGUCAUUCCCAACCAGCUGCAGAAGACUGCAAUCACCAGCUACAAGGAGAAGACUGUCCAGGAAAUCUUGUCAGUGGCCUCAUCUCUGACGAGCGCCCACGCACUGCAGUUGCUGGAAAGGGCAGAGGCCUUCGUCCGCUCUUCCCUGCCCUGUCGUACCGCGCGCAGGCAGCUCGCGAGGCUCCUGCAAGUCAAGGCAAAUCUGCCUGCCGACCUUCGCGGCACAGCAGUCAAAGAUCUGCUGGGCGUGCUUGUGAAUGACUCAGAUGAUGAUGCAACUAGGGAAUUCCUGAGCAAUUUCGAAGACUGGGAUGUCAUGGCACACUUGGAUUCCUGCAGUGACCAAGAUAUUGCCAGAUUCCAAGAAGUUGCUCGUGCAUCACCUAUGCUGCUGUGUCAUGAGAGCUUGGACAAACUGUUGGCACGCAGGCUGGCAGCAAAGUUGCAGCAUGAAGGUGGCGCAGCGUCCUUGUGGCUGCAUGUUCAGAAACUUGCGUCAGAUGAAGAUCGUAGUGAUCAGUGGAUGAACGCGGCAGCAUUGGUGCUUUCAGCUGCGCACGAGAAGAUUAAGUGCAACCUUGCAGAUCUUUCAGAAGACCUCUUGACGGCAGCCACCGAAUUUCUUCGAGAUCCAGCACGCGCGGUGACUGAAGCUGAGCGUGUAUAUGGCUGCGAUCUUGGCCUCAAGCACGCUACCGGUCGCCUCUCGGCAACUUUGGCAGCAGUGUUGCUCGAGCGAGCGAGGCGCUGCGAUUCAGCGAGCCAGGACAGAGAAGACUUUUUGGCUGAAGCUUGGACGUCCGAUUCCAGCAACCACGAAGUCCGUGGCGGCUUGUUGAAGCUUUUGCUUAUAAAACUGGAAGCCGGUGGUCCACUUGAGAAAGAGGGCAUCCUUCUGGAGUUAUUCUUUGCACAACACAGGAGAGUGCCAGAUCGUUGGCUGUCCACUCUACCUCUUGCAGAUGCAAGCCUUCAGACCCUAGGCCCAAGAAAUUGCAUGACUCUUGCAGAGCAGCUUGCAGAAGCAAGUCGGCGCGUGCAUGCUGCCAAGAUUGCUGUCUUCGCUGCAAAGGCUUUCGACGAUGCUGGGGACAAAGAUGCUGCUCAGAAGGCAUACAUUCGAGCGUACGACAUGGAUCGCACAAAUCAGGAUGCAUCUCACGGUGUGGUAGAGAGCUGUUGCGCAACGCGCGAAACCUGCUUGAACUUACAACGAGAAAUUGUCGCGAUGAGAAAUGGCCUGGAAGAGGAGCGGAAGAAGAGAGAGAGCUUCGAGACCACCAACCAAGAGCUGCGCCUGAAGCUCGAGGCAAAGCAGCAGGAGCAUGAAAGUACAUUGGCAUCCUAUCAGAAGCGAAUCGAAAGGCUGGAAGGCUUCAUGAAGCCUCAAAAUAGUAAAGGGUUCUCAAAAGGUCUAGCGUUUAGGGUUUAG
Symbiodinium natans is the source of this 1839-nucleotide messenger RNA. The record is from the annotation of a GenBank genome assembly. NCBI's taxonomy places the organism in Eukaryota, Dinophyceae, Suessiales, Symbiodiniaceae.